AUGGCUGUGCACGGUGCAGGGGACGCUAUUUCCGCACCGAGUGGCGCAAGUGUGUCCCUUCUCGCUGGACCUUUCUCUCAGAUCGUGCACAGUCGGUUUUCCAACACCCAUUACGCUUCCCACAAACCUGUGCAUAUUUCGACCUUGAAUGAGCUUCUCCGCUUGACCCAGCGGGCCCCUUCUUCGUUUAAUAUCCAGCCGUUCAAACUGGUUGUCAUCCGAGAUCCCACCCUCCGCGACAAGGUCGGCCAUCAAGCUAUGCUGGGUGCCAACGGCAACCGUGUUCGGACCGCGCCGGUCACCGUGGUGUUUGCGGCGGACGUGGAGAGCAGCCGAUUGAUGCCCCAGGUGGUGGUGCUCCUGCGCCAGGCCGGCACGUUUCCCGAAGGAUUUUUGAAGAAGAUACCUUUCUUUGCCAACCUUUUUUCUACCGGGUAUCCUUUCUCCCUGCUUCGAUGGUGCUUGUAUUGGGGCAAGCGCGUGGCAAUGCACGUGGUCGGGUGGUUUAAAGCGGUGCCACGAUUGGAACGCCCGGAGACCUGGGCCGUGAAGAACACGAUGCUGGCCGCCAUGACCUUCAUGCUGGCUGCUUCCUCCCACGGCCUCACCACCUGCCCCAUGGAAGGCUUCGACGCCCGGCGACUGCGGCAUUUGCUCGGGCUUCCGACUCGGUACGUGCUCCCGGUGGUGGUCUCCCUGGGAUAUGCGGCCACCCCGGGGGAAGAAGCGGCGCAGGGCGGGAAGGAGGGGCACGCGGUCUCCUCCAAGCAACCUCCCCCCUCCCUGCGCUUUCCCAUGGAGGAGGUGGUUUGUGAAGAGGUGUACGGCCGACCAUGGAAGGGCGUGGUUUAG
Messenger RNA from Nannochloropsis gaditana CCMP526, 852 nucleotides. Its product is annotated as NADH dehydrogenase. The record is from RefSeq and is a predicted model, not a curated record. Gene Ontology annotation, molecular function: oxidoreductase activity. Bases 1 to 852 code for a protein of 283 amino acids. The transcript has a single exon.